CUUGCUCUCUGGCGGUAAAGGACAGCAGGGCUCGCUUCGUCAGAGAUCUCAUUUCAGAUUAUAAUUAGCUCACUUUGGGAACAGUUGCAAGCGGUCUGGGCGUCAGAAACGGGUGGGCUCUGGGCAAACCUGUCUGCGGCCGUUAGCACAAGGUACUUGGCCGCCAGCGAUGCCGCCGCUAGAGGCGCGAGUCACGCCUGUUACCGCCACCAACAGAGAUAGAGCCAGAUAAGGGACACCACAGAAAAUAUGGAUCGAGAGCUAAGGGGAGUGGAAAAUUUGAUGCCGUGCCUGACUAUGGAUCACCCUUUUCCCUUCUUCCUGCCUUAAGCUGGGUUCUGGGUGGGUUUAAAAAGAAACUUGACAGCUCUCUGGAUCAAGCAUCAGCAAUCCCAAUUCUCUCCCAUUGAGUUGUUGGCUUACCUCGUUCCUUCAAGAUGGCUACCACCACGACAGUGACCAAGCGCGGAGGCGCCGUGGCCUCAAUCAAGCUGCCCGAGGGUGAGAGUCGGUUUCCCGAUAUCAACACCAUCCGGGCUGCCAUUCCCAAGCACUGCUUUGAGCCAUCCGUGGCCAUCUCCAUGGGUUAUCUGGUGCGCGAUGUUGUCAUGAUUGGAGCUCUUGGCUGGGCUGCCAUCACGUACAUUCCCACCAUUCCUGAUUCCACUCUCCGGACCAUUGCCUGGAUUGUCUAUGGCUUCGUUCAGGGCCUGGUCUGCACUGGUCUUUGGAUCCUGGGACACGAGGCCGGACACGGCGCCUUUUCCAAGCACGGCUGGCUCAACCACGUUGUCGGCUUCUUCUCUCACUCUGCUCUGCUGGUGCCGUACUACUCCUGGAAGUUUUCUCACCACCGCCACCACAUGUUCACCGGCCACAUGGAGAAGGACAUGGCCUUUGUUCCGAGGACCAAGUCGGACUAUCUCAAGCGCGCAAUGGCUUCCCUUGAGAUGCUCGAGGAUACGCCCGCCUACCAGUUCGUCACGCUGAUGUUUCACCAGCUCUUUGCCUGGCAGGUUUACCUCACGUUCAACAUCUCAGCUGGCAGAGGUAGUCUUCAGAAGAGCGCAAACACCAUGUUCGGCAAGAGCCACUUUUCGCCAAACAGCGCCGUAUUCCGCCGUAGCGAGGCUCCUUGGAUUGCGCUGUCCGAUGUCGGCCUCGGCUUGACCUUUUUCGCCCUGUACAAGCUCGCUGGCGUCGUGGGAACGAGCACCGUGCUGCUGGCCUAUGCCCAGCCUUACUUCUGGGUUCACCACUGGCUGAUCGCCAUCACCUAUCUCCACCACACUCACAUGGAGGUGCCUCACUACCAGGCCGAGAACUGGACCUUUGUCAAAGGCGCCCUGGCUACUGUCGACAGAGAGUUUGGCUUUGUUGGCCGCCACCUGUUCCACUGCAUCAUUGAGCACCACGUUGUUCACCACCUUUUCCCCCGUAUUCCCUUUUACUAUGCUGGAGAGGCCACCGAGGCUAUCAAGCCUGUGCUCGGCGAUCUGUACUACCGCGACGAGCGGUCCUUCAUUGGACAGCUCUGGACCAACUUCACCAAGUGCAAGUACGUGGUUGCCGAUGAGUCGGCGCCUGGAGCUCUCAAGUGGGCGCAAUGAUUGAAUGAACGAUUUUGUUGAGGUUGGAGAUUUAUCGGCUCGGCAGGUUGGGUAUUUCAGAGAAAAUGGCGGUAAAACUCGGAUAGAGGAUCGGGUCGGCUUUGCACGAUCAUUG
Messenger RNA from Trichoderma harzianum CBS 226.95, 1725 nucleotides. RefSeq lists its product as hypothetical. Gene Ontology annotation, biological process: lipid metabolic process. Gene Ontology annotation, molecular function: oxidoreductase activity. NCBI's taxonomy places the organism in Eukaryota, Fungi, Ascomycota, Sordariomycetes, Hypocreales, Hypocreaceae. The transcript is spliced from 4 exons. The record is from RefSeq and is a predicted model, not a curated record. Bases 438 to 1610 code for a protein of 390 amino acids.